Messenger RNA from Erythranthe guttata (spotted monkey flower), 1008 nucleotides. Its product is annotated as microtubule-associated protein. The record is from RefSeq and is a predicted model, not a curated record. Lineage: Eukaryota; Viridiplantae; Streptophyta; Magnoliopsida; Lamiales; Phrymaceae.
CACUUUCUCACACACUCACAAUACAAAGCAGAUCUACAACCCCAAACACACACACUCACACAAACACACCGCCGCCGCCGCCAUGGUCGUCGCCUUAGGUCCCGGAAAGUUCUACGGCAGCAGCCUGCCACGGCCGCGUUACUACACAGACGUCAAGUUCAACGACGAGAGGGUAGAUCCACCGCCUUCCGUCACAGAUCCACUGAUGGAGUGGGCCCACGAGGCCCACUGGUCCAUGGGCGGCGUUAGCUUCACGCGCCACCGCCUCCAGGGCCGGAUCGAGGGCAACGUCGAGAGGCUCCGCGCGCAGAGGGAGACCGUCUUCAAGAAAUCCCACAACAGCGAGAAGAAAUCCGUCAAGGGAUCUUCCGCCGCUUCUCGCGGCGGCGGUAAGGAUAAAACCAGCGCCGCCCAGAUCGGCGACACCCCUUCACCGCCGGCGGCUCCGGUGGCGAUUAAGAGGCGGCGCGUUGUUGGGCUGUUGGACGAGGAGGAAGAAGAAGAAGAGGCGGGGCCCGUUAAGAGGGGUGCUGUGAGGAAAUUGGGUGAUGAUUUCGAGAGGGUGGCGAGGGAAAGUGGGAUGCCUGUAAAACAGGCGGAUAGUGACGGCGGCGAAACUGGUGGUACUAUGGCGGCGCGUACGAGGAGUAAGAGGAAUGAGGCGGUUGGUGAGGGAAAUAUCAGCAAAGGGAAGAAGAAAUUGGUAAAGGGAGGGCAGAAAAUAGGAGCUUCCAUUUUGGCUGCUGCUGCCGGGAUUAGAAGCUCACCGCGGUUGGCGAAGAGCGGUGGAUUGAACUAGAGGUGUUCGAUGAAUUGUCUGACCGAAAAAAAAAAUUCUGUAGAUUAGGCUUUUUCGUUUUUUUUUUUUUGAUAUUUAUGUUGCUUUCUCGAUGUGAUUAGGAUUUAAUUACUGUAGUCUAACUUGGUGUGGUUUCAUUUCAUCAAUUAAGAAAUUAGAAAUCAAUUUAUAAUUGCAAUUUGGCACACAAGCUUGCUUGCUCUUCUACG